GCGCCGGUGAUCAUUUUCGCUGAAAGCGCUGUUAUAUACCAUUACAUCUUCCAGCCAAAUCCGUCCUGUUUCUUCUCUUUCCCUAACUUCUCAACCUCACAGGAGCAGUCACCAGCAAAAGGGCAAACCCAGGCGUCAGGCUGCUAAUCAUGAUGAUAUUCAUCAUCGCCCCCUUCCGCGUCCUCGCGGCGGCCCUGACACUCUGCCUGCUCCUCCCGCCCGCGGUCGUUGUCCUCGCAACACCAACGUCCUCCACGCUCCAGGCCUGCUCCGAGAUCGCGGCCCUGCUACCCCCCAAACAGGUCUACCACCCGCAGCAGGACCUCAUCCAGUACAACCAGGAGCGGCAGUCGUACUGGUCGACGGCCCUGCGCAGCGUCAGGCCCGCGUGCAUCGUCGUCCCGCAGUCCGCGGAGCACGUGUCGGCCGCGGUGCGGGUGCUCGGCCGGUUUCCCGGUGUCGACUUCGCGGUGCGCAGCGGCGGGCACGACCCGAAUGUCGGGCACGCCACCGUCGACGACGGCGUGCUGAUCGCCAUGACGGACAUGGCUGGGGCGAGGUAUGAUGCUGCGUCCGGGCUGGCGUAUGUGAAGCCUGGCGGGGAGUGGAAUGAUGUGAUUGGGGACUUGGCGCCCAGUGGUGUUACCGUCGUCGGGGGGAGACUUGGUCUCGUUGGAGUUGGCGGUUAUCUUCUGCAAGGAGGGAUCUCCUUUCUUAGUGCCCAGUAUGGCCUGGCUGCCGAUAGUAUUGUAGGUUGGGAGACAGUAGUGGCCAACGGGUCAAUCAUCAACAUCGACGCGGCCCAGCACCCUGACAUUGCAGUCGCCAUGCGCGGUAGUGGCAGCCAAUUUGGCAUUGUCACCGAGUUCAAGGUCAGACCGCACCCAAUCGGCAAAGUCUGGGGCGGCGUGCGCGUCUAUAGCGCGGCAAUGGACGACGACCUCUACGCGGCCCUGCACGGCUUCGUCUCUGCUGGGGCAGCAGACCCGAAGGCCGCCGUGAUCCACUCUACCAUCAUUGCCCCAGCAGGUGUCGAGGUGCACUUCAUCUUCUACUUUUACGACGGGCCCGAGCCGCCCUCCGAGGGCCCAUUUGCCGAGUAUCUCAAGAUCCCUGCGCUUUUGGACGCGACUUGGACGAGGACGUACGCAGAUUUGCUCAAAAGCAAUGGCGAGUCAGCCAGGCUCCUCAACGCACGAGUCUCGUUCCGCACCUACACGAUUCCCUUCAUCCCUUCUAACCCCUCCAUCUACACUGCUAUCCGUGACAAGUACACCGAACUCGCGAGCCCGCUCCGCGCAUCCGCCCAGUUCAGCGUCGACUUCCAGCCGCUCCCGUCCAUCGUGGGCGCCAGCUCCGACGCCGCGGGCGGCAACGCCAUGGGCCUGCGGGGCAGCGACCCGGACAGGCUGAUUCUCGAGUUCCAAGGUAGCUGGACGACCAGCCUGGACGACGCCAAGGGGUACGCGGUGUCGCGGGCGAUGACGGAGUGGUUGGACGAGAUGGUUCCCGUGUGGCUUGCCGAGGAGAGGUAUCUGCCGCUGUUUAUGAACGAUGCCGCCGGGGACCAGAACGUGACGGGGAGUUAUCGCGACUAUGCGCGGUUCAGUGAGCUGCAGAGGGGGAUGGAUCCUCGGGGGAUGUUUGCUAGGCGGUUGGGCGGGUUCAAGUAUUGAUGAGGAAGUGGGGGAAUAUGAAACCAAAAGAAAUGGCCCUGUUGAUGUCCAAUUUUUGAAGCUCCUUCUGGUCCUCUAUGGCGGAUG
This is a messenger RNA of Microdochium trichocladiopsis, 1763 nucleotides long. RefSeq names its product FAD binding domain-containing protein. NCBI's taxonomy places the organism in Eukaryota, Fungi, Ascomycota, Sordariomycetes, Xylariales, Microdochiaceae. Gene Ontology annotation, molecular function: FAD binding. The record is from RefSeq and is a predicted model, not a curated record. The transcript has 6 exons. Bases 150 to 1676 code for a protein of 508 amino acids.